This is a messenger RNA of Aedes albopictus (Asian tiger mosquito), 1531 nucleotides long. RefSeq names its product presenilins-associated rhomboid-like protein, mitochondrial. The record is from RefSeq and is a predicted model, not a curated record. Gene Ontology annotation, molecular function: serine-type endopeptidase activity. Gene Ontology annotation, cellular component: membrane. NCBI's taxonomy places the organism in Eukaryota, Metazoa, Arthropoda, Insecta, Diptera, Culicidae. Bases 163 to 1263 code for a protein of 366 amino acids. The transcript has 4 exons.
GAAAAUUCAGACGUAAACAUUGGUUCUACUUGUGUAACAGCGGUUCUACUUGUGGGCCGCGGAAUUUUUAUUUCCCGGAUUUUCUGUGGAAAAUAGUGAAGAAAUGCGACAUUAAAUUGCAAUUUCUAGUUUUAACAUUUGCAAGACACAAAAAUUGAAACAAUGGCGCUGCGAUUGGUAUUAAACUGCCGGGAAAUUCCUGCUUUCCUGAGAUCAACUCCGGUCCCGGUGGCAUUCAGCUCGCGGCACCUGUUAAAUCCAUCCCAAUUCGCACACCGUACCAGCUUGCUCCGGUACAGCCGCCAGGCGCGGAACACCCGAGGAGCGGAAUCAUUUGCCCCCAAGCAGACGACCAUCGUCCCGACGGGAAUCCCGGGCGGCAGUGCAGCCCUCGAAUCCGGCUACAUUGACCCUUCGCGAUUGUGGCGAUCGUUUGUCUUCACGGUGGCCUUUAGCGCAGGGAGUUUUGUCGGCGUCACCAUAUGGGAGUACGAAACGGUGCGGUCCCGAGCCAUGGAAGCGCUGCGGGCCAAGUUGAAUCUGAAUUGGUUUCGGGAGCGGAUGAAAGCGAACCGGCGGGAGAUGGAGCAGUGGCGGAAGGACGUGAACGGGUGGUGGGACAAGUUGAGUCCGGGCGAGCGGAUAUUCGCUCCGAUUUGUGCGUUGAAUUUGGUAGUUUUCGGCAUGUGGAGGGUUCCACGACUGCAGCCAAUGAUGUUGCGGCUGUUCGCGUCCAAUCCGGCGGCAAAGGCCGUCUGUUGGCCGAUGUUCCUGUCGACGUUCAGCCACUAUUCGCUGUUCCACAUAGCGGCCAAUAUGUACGUGCUGCAUAGUUUCUGCCACGGGGCGGUGGCCACCCUUGGAAGGGAACAGUUCCUAGGGCUGUACCUGAGCGCGGGAGUGAUUGCCUCGUUUGCCAGUCACGUGUUCAAAACGGUGAUGCGCCAGCCGGGAUUAUCGCUGGGGGCAUCUGGAGCGAUUAUGGGCAUUCUGGCGUAUGUUUGCAGUCAGUAUCCGGACACACAGCUGAGCAUCGUGUUUCUGCCGAUGUUCACAUUUUCUGCAGGGGCGGCCAUCAAAGUGAUAAUGGGAAUCGACCUGGCCGGAGUGCUACUGGGCUGGAAGCUGUUUGACCAUGCGGCCCAUCUGGGAGGAGCUCUGUUCGGAAUGUUCUGGGCCUACUACGGCAGUCGGAAUGUGUGGCCACUGCGGGAGCACUUCGUCGGCUACUGGCACGAGUGGAGGGGGCCUCCUAGGAAAUAACUCGUCACUCUGGUUGACGACGACGACGAUGGAAGAUGGAUGGAUGAUAGGUAAAGUAGGUAUAUUAUGACAAACGGAAUACGGAAAGCUCGGAAGACAUCAUCAACUACAUAUGACGAAUAGGCGAUUUUUAACGAAAUUUCGAGUAAGUACAAGCUUCGUCAUUGGAUAGACCUAAUUUGUGGAGCUGUGUGGGCCAUGAUUUUAUUUAUCAGUUUGAAACUGUGCAGACGUGGCAAUAAUAAAUACUGUUUUGUUGGUCAAACAA